Letharia columbiana is the source of this 1335-nucleotide messenger RNA. RefSeq lists its product as uncharacterized. Lineage: Eukaryota; Fungi; Ascomycota; Lecanoromycetes; Lecanorales; Parmeliaceae. The record is from RefSeq and is a predicted model, not a curated record. The transcript has a single exon. Bases 1 to 1335 code for a protein of 444 amino acids.
AUGUGCGAUUGCCAAAACCCUCUCCUCAGUCCGGUCGCCAAGCUGGAUAUCAGAGAUCUCAUCGAGGAGAGUCCCUCUCCCCGACCCAGGACGACACAACCCUCUGCCUUCUCACGAUCGAGCAGCUUUACCUCCCCUCAUACCCAAUAUUCGCAUACGCCGUCUUCGUCAGCUUCCUGCUCUCUGUCUCAUUACUCAGCCGGUACGGCUCCACCAAAUCCCUUCGGUCGACAGCCAGCCCACGGCUCUCAGCAGCUCCCGCCACAGCCGCCACCGCCGCUUUCCAACACAGCUCAAGCAGUGUUCCAGCAGAAUCCAGGCCUGAAUCCAGCUGCAGCAUCUGCCAAGCGUCCCCCACCGAGCGGCAGCCACUCUUCAGACUCCUCCAGAAAGAACAGAGGCAAAUGGACGCCAGCCGAAGAUGCAAAAAUCAUCGUACUCCGUGGCCGUGGCAUGAAAUGGGACGACAUCAGCGUUGAGAUACCAGGCCGCAGCGGCAUCAGCUGCAGACUGCACUACCAGAACUACCUCGAAAAGCGAGCCGACUGGGACGAGGAGCAACGCAACAAGCUGGCGAGAGUCUACGAUCGGUAUGAUCCUUCUCUCUUCUCCAAACUCUACCAACGGCAAGACCAAACUCGCCGUACCCGCAACCGUGCAAACCAAGCAGCUAAUCUUCCUCGCAGACUCAAGUCCGAUCUCUGGAACCCCAUCGCAACCGAACUCGGCGUGCCCUGGCGCGCAUGUGAAGCCAUGCAUUGGGCCCUCGGCGAAGCCGACAUGUGUCGCCGUGCCCACGUACUCCCUUUCCCCAUGGCCACCAGCCGCCCCGAGCCGGCUUCCGCUCCGGCGCCCAGCGCCGGCAGAGUCGCCCAGCGCGACCGCAUGCGUGGCUCCACCCGCGUCUUCGAAGGCCGCGACAUCACCACCAUCACCUCUCCCGCCUUCCACAGCGUCAACGGCAACGGCAACGCCCAAGGCGGCCACGGCCCCCCCUUCGCCGGCAUCCCGCCCCCCAUGAGCCUCCCCGCCAUCGGCACCGGACACGGCUUCCCCGGCUACGAGGAGGAGGAAGAGCAAGACGACGACAACAACGACGAUGACGACGAGCGCCGGCAGGAGGGUCCCCGCGUGCGCCGGCGCAGACUGGGCAGCGCGACCCGGUUGCCCGGCGUCGCGGAGCUCGACCGCACCAUCGCCGCCGACCUCGCCGCUUCCUCCGAGGCGGGCAGGCGCGUCAAGCUGGAGGAGCCCGGCCGCCGCGUCAAGCACGAGCAUGACCGGAGGGGGUCCGGCGGAUCCGGCGGGUCGGGCGCCAGCCGUCGCAGUCGUUGA